AUGCAGAGAGACAAAAGGUAAGACAAAAAGAGUUAAUGGACUGGAUGAGGUUAAAAGAGAUUCAAUCCAGACAAGACAGCUGUACUGCUGGUAGGUGAUUCAUUUACUUGGUGCUCAACCCAUUCUGUAAGGAGUUGCACCCAUCCCUAAAGAAUAAAGAUUGCCAUGUGGGUUGCUUAUUGAUCCGACAUUGUCAUUAGAGGCUCAAGCAGUCUCUGUGACUGAAAAUGUCUUUUAAUAACCCAACUGUGACAAUACUUGUAUAGAGAUAGCUGGCCACAGUUACAUGUGCUCUGCUAACCUGUGUCCAUUGUCAUUGGUCCAAGGUAGGGCUAACCUAUGUCCCUUGUUAUUGGUCCAAAGUAGGUCUAUAUUCUUGCAUUCCUUUCCACCCCUUAUUACACCUUUUUGCAGCCAUUUUAGCCAUUUACUUUUUGCUCUGUCCAUGACAAAUAUAGAUCUUUGCAGAGCUCCUGUGGAAAUCUGCUGGCUCUAUAUUAUAUUGGAAGCUAUUCUAUAUCUUAAGAGAAAAUGUGUUUGAUUGCAGACUUUCUGAUUUUUCACUCUCUAUGCUCAAACCUUUUUCUGUUGUUUAUCUGCCUUGAAUUAUUGUGUUUCCAAAAUAAAUGUGGUGUUAUUACUAAGGCCCCCUGACAGGGUAACACUAAUGUAAAAUGACUUGCUUGCAUAUUAUUCCUUUUCACUGGCCAAUUCUUGCCUUGGUAUAUGACACAGACAGUGACAGGGACAUGAUGAUUGUUUAUGCUGAUUAAAAAAUAAAUAAAUCUCCAGGCUCGCAGCUUCCCUACAAUUUAUAUUUUCAUCCCUUGCCUAUAUUUGCUUUUAUUUAAUAAUUUUAUUCAUGCUGUUUAUCAUGAUGAAUCUGAAUUUUGAGGGAAAAAGUAGGAAAAGGUGUUAAGUUUUUCUAUAUUUAAAGCAAGGGUACUCCCUUUGUAGACCAGAACAAGAGGCUGUGUUUUUACGAACAGGCUAUCAUAUUACAGUACAACAUAGAUAAAAUGAAAGUAACCACAAGAACAAACUGAAGGGUGCAGUUUUAGUUCCAACCUAUAAGACUUGAGAUAGUAUUUACCGUAUUUUUUGCCCCAUAGGGCGCACCGGCCCAUAGGUUGCACCUAGUUUUUUUGGGGGGGGGAAAUAAAGAAAAAAAUUUUUAUUUCCCCUCCAGGUGCGGGGCUGGGGCGGGGGAAGCCCGAGCUUCCCCCGACCCCAGCCCCCAGAACAGGCUGCUAUCCGCAAGCCUAGGGAGCCCACGGGAAGUCGUGCCGGUCUCCCCAGGCUUGCGGGUAUCUGCCUGAAGGCUUCGGGAUGCAGGCAUCUCUCUUCGGGAUGCAGGCAACUCCGCAAACCAGGUCGGGGAAUAGCGGGAUGGCGGCGCUCCGCCUCCCCGCUGUCCCCCGAGCUUGUGGGGCUGCCCGAUAUCUGCACGAAGCCCAGGGUGCGCUGUGCAGCGCGCCCCAGGCUUUGGAAUGCAGGCUGCUAUCUGCAAGCCUUGGGAGCCUGAGGGGAACUCCCGCGGAGCUCCUAAGGCUUGCGGAUAGCUUCCUGAAGCCUGGAGAGCAAGAGGGGUCCGUGCGCACUGACCCCUCUCACUCUCCAGGCUUCAGCGAAAGCCUGCAUUCGCCCCAUAGGACACACAAACAUUUCCCCUUCAUUUUUGGAGGGGAAAAAGUGCGUCCUAUAGGGCGAAAAAUACGGUAACUAUGGUGACCAACCACUACAAAGGUUAAUGUAACUUAAUGUGGUGGGAAUUUAAGUAAUUUUUUCUGAUAUUUUAUGUUUUAUCACUGAUAGAUUUCAAAUGUAAGAGUCACCAGUGCUGUAAGUGACACAUACCCAUUUGCCAGCUGGAAAAUCCCAAGAACAGCAGGAAAAAUAUUCCAAGGAGCUCAGCACAUUUGGGCUGAUUCUUAGAGUACGAGUGGAGGAAUACUUGCUUGGAGCACAACAAAACACAGGUAAGAAUUAGACUUACUCUGUCAAAAUGACGGUGGUGAAGAAAUUGUAAUUGUAUUGUAGGGUGCCUCCGGGUUCCAGCUUGUCCCAUGUGGUGAUAGAGUUGGCUCAGUCAGUAGAGCAUGAGCCCCUUGAUUUCAGCAUCGUGGGUUCGAGCCCCAUGUUGGGCCAAACCUCGUCCCUUCCAACUCUAUGGUUCUUUGAUAUGAGGGAAAGUAAUUCAGAUUACUAAAUUCCAGAUACUAAAGUUUAAAGUUGAAUGAUAUUGCUUUAGUUGUCCAGAUGGGGCCUAUGUAAUGUAUAAAAUGCUGCCAUUCCCUCUCUUGUGAAGCAGAUGAAAAGUGGCCCCAUUUUUAUAACUAGUAAGUCAUAUGAUAUUCCAUGCAAUUGUUUUCAGGUUACGCGCAGGUAAGUGCUAUACUGACCUUCUCCUGGUGGAACAUCUUCCCACAAGGAAGAUGGAUGCUGGGGGCUUUGGGCUAUUGAAACAUGCAAGAAGAUGCAAGAUGGAAGCCUUGUUGAAAUCCCAGAGGGAAUGACUGGAGGGAGAUGAAAGGCAGCAGCAGGACUGCCUUCAUUGGCAUGGUUGGGAGGGGUCAACUGCUCUUUGGCUCCUCCCUUCCAUGGACCACAGAGAGAAUCAGCAGCAAGGCCUCCAACACCAGCAUCAGAGGAAGACGCAAGGCAGCAAGACUGUGGUUACCAGAUUUUUUUCAAGGAAUCUGGGGACACUUUUUUGAGGGUGGGGGAUUUCAUGCUUUAUUUCAGGAAAGGGUUGUUCAGAGUUCUUGACCUUUUUUUAGGGGGGGACCCCAAAGUUGUCAGUCACGCACCUUGACACAAGGCAGGCAGAGAAGCCCAUCUACAACACACAAACACCAAACAAAGAGGUUGGUGGGUGGGGCGGGGGAGAGAUCGAGUAAAGGCGCUCGCUGGUCUUGGGAAAACACGCAUUAAAACACACACGCUUCCCAUAACCGGGAGACGGCUGAAGCGCGAGUGCACUCGCUAUGGAGAUUUAACUGGCGUGGUGGUGUCUCGUUACCAGAGGUGGACAAACAGCAGACUCACACACAGCCCUCCUCACAAGAGAGGCUGCUGGGGCCGGAGGAGGCGUGGAGGGAGGGAGGAAGCCUCUGUCUCCCGAGAAUGUUUCAAACCCCACCCCCCGCGCCCCAGUGGCGGACUGGCUAGCUGGAACUUUGACAUGGCCGGGACCUCUGGUGCUCCUUGCUGCCAUGGUGUCCACCAUGUUGCCUCCCCGGAAGUCGCCAGGCAUGAAUGUGGGGACAUUAAAAUCCGGGGACAGAUUUUGUCCGUGGGACAGAAUGGUGAAUCCGAGGACUGUCCCCGGGAACCAGGGACAUCUGGUAACCCUAAACAAGACCCCCACUCCACUGACCUUCCUGGGACCAACUGCCAUUUGCAUCCUCCUUUGCGUUGGUAGUAGAAGGAGAAAGCACAGAUCAAAAUUUUAUGUGACGUUUGUUUUGUAAGCCGUCUUGAGGACUUUUAAAAUCUAAAGGCCAGGCAAAAAUACCCCAAAUGCCUCCAUAAUCUCAUUAGCCAAUUCGUCUUGGGCAAGAGUUGCGGCAGAUUUGGGGUUUUGUCUCAUAACUUCAACAGCUUUCUACAUCCAGGGAAUAUUUCAAAGGAUAACCCACAGGCAGUAACCCUAUGUCCAAUAUGAAUGGUUAAGCCUACCCCUCCAGCCCCCUCCCAUUUCAACAGAUGAAACUAAGGGAAUGCUUUUAUGCUCAGCUUCCAGCUGGCAUUUCCAUGGAAACAGAGAACUUGAUUAUCCAUUCACUCAGAUGAGUUAAAAAAUGAAUAGCAUUCCUAUCAUAGUAGUAAACGGAUGUACAUCUUUGGAAAACUGAAGCAAAAAGAGAUUCAAGCCUAUUUCUUUUUUUUUUUUUUGUAGACUUUCACAGAGCACACACCUCAUAUAAGAGCUGUAUUCAAGUCCUUGACACCAGUUUGGUUAAAAACGAAGGAUGUGGUCAUUUUUAAUAUAUUUUUUAAUGUAUUUUUAUUAAAUAUAUUAAGUGUCUUUGUGUGCACAUCACAAUAUAGCAAUUGAUGAGGUGCUAAAGCUCUGGGAGCUAGAAUCUCCACUGCCUUAUUCCAUCAGCAGGUAGAGUUUGUAACCAGGGACAGCAAAGAUUGUCUUUGAUAAUUACAAGUUGUCUGAUGUAGUCCUGAUGAUACUGUCCAAUACCAGGCUACUUGUUUCAGCUAUUGGAAUUUGUUGCUCUUGUUAAGUGUGAUGGGCACAGGUUGUGUACUACUAGAUAUAAUAAUAAUAAUAAUAAUAAUAAUAAUAAUAAUAAUAAUAAUAUAUAAUUUAUAUCCCACCCAUCUGACUGGGUUUCUCCUGUAACUAUUCUCCUGUUGAGGUUUUGUAUUUUCAUUGCUUUCUCAGAGGAGCAAAGACAAACCUCUUGUCACCUUCUAAAGAAAAUAGUUAUAUGGUUUUGGUAUAUUUUUGUUGUGGCUGUUAUAGUAGAAAGAGUUAAACUUCAAUGGCUUCAGAUGAUGUCAUCAAGAAGGGACAGCUUUGUUUGGAGGUAGGUUGGUUGCAGUAAUGCUCUUGAACAAAUUAGACCUGUCUCAGCUCUCCUAUGUUGUAUCCAUGCACUGUGUACACAUGUACAUUUAUGCUGCACCAUCUAUACGUGAGCACCUUCAGUUUUAUGCCUCUGAAGUCUAUCUCAUUGCUUCCUGUUCACAUUAGUGGGUGCUUCUUGCACUGUGUGUUUUCCUUGCUGCUCAGUACUUCCUGACUCUCUGAGUUCACAUGAGGCCUGUUUAUCUAUCUGUGCACAAACCUUUAAUUUUUAAAUUGUUUGUGGCCCUGCUUUGUUUUGGCAAUUUGCAGAUCUGAAUAACUGAAAAUUGGUCCCAUCUCUUUAAGUUAAAUAAUCAUUGCCAGGAAGAUGUCUCCCUCCCUCCCAUUCAUGCAUACGCUAUGCCUAUGUGGCUCUUAAUGCAGUGUUUUGUGCUAGAACACUUCUGCAAAAAUAAAUAAAUCUGUUUAUAUUUUUUCACAGCAUUGUUUCCGUUGGACUAAUGCAAUAAAAUGGGAGUAUGGUGUGUGGUGAUAGACAGCACCCCCAAAAUGUCAACACACCCACACAAUAUAUUUAAGAGCAUCCACACGUGGCUAAUGUAAUUUUAACAUUGGAUAUACUUCCUUGCUGGAUUAUCCCUGGAUCAGGAAAAUCCAAAUUUAAUGGAGGGAAAGUGCAGGCUGCCAGGUAGGUGAGGAUGAUACUAUGUGGGUGACACAAAGAGAGUCAUAAGCAGCUUCAAAUCCACAUUAAUCUCCCUUGUCGAUGAGCCCUUAAUAAUACUGCAGUGAUGAGAAUUUUGUGCCUCUAAACAGUCAGCUACCACUCUGUUGUCAACUGGAACUCCUCCGUCUUGAGGCAGCCAGCUCCAGCUAAUUUAGGGCAUCUUAAAUGUAGCAAUCAGCAGCUUUCUUCAGCUAGAGAGCAAUGAGCCAAUGUAGCUGCUGCAGAGAACACUGGAAGCAGAAGCCUGCAGGGCACUUUAUGGUUCAGUUCAGCUUUAAGCUCUUGGGAAAGAGAUUAGCCUGAGGAAACUCUCGGCUAUGUUUUGAAGAGCAGAAAUGACUCUCUGGGGGGUACACUGGAAGGAGAGAGGAGGGAGGAAUCUAUGAAAGUGCUUUGUUUUUUCUGACAUUUGUUGACAAACAUUUUGCUGCACUGACACCUUUAAAUAGGGGUGUCUGAAUCAUCUUUCACAAGCCUUCCUUAAGCAGCUGCUUUCCUGAAGUCUGUAACGGAGUUAAAAUUAGCAAAGGGAGCUGUUUCAGGCCUCGUUCAGUCCAGUCACAGGGUGUGCUAUUAGGGGUUCUUGAUCAAAACAUUCCACAACUUAUCAGUGCAAAUAACUAUUUAUGGUUUCCGCUCCUCUUCACUCUCCUUCCAACCUCUAUCGCCCUGCCCCCUAAAUUAAUAACUUCCCAAAUAUCUCCACACCUCCCAAAAGUUAUUUGGUAUUUUCAUAUCAGUGACAGCCAUUUCAACCAAAUAUUCCAAUUCCAUCUUGUUUUCUCCUCCAGUGGCUUCAAGUUACAAAAAAUGAGAUUCCAGCUAAACUUCGGGAAGAAUCGUCAGACAGUAAGAGCUGUUUGACAGACUCCCACAAGAGGUGGUGGAUUCUCUUUCCUUGGAGAUUUUUAAGCAAAGGUUGAAUGGCCAUCUGCCAUGUAUGAUCUAGUUGAGAUUCCUGUAUUGCAGGGAGUUGGACAAGACUAGACAGUCCAUGGGGUCCCUUCCAGCUCUACAAUUCUAGGAUUCUAUAGUUUGUAGACAAUCCUCAUCCUACCAGUCUACUUGUUCCCUAGCUUUAAUCCUGAUCUCAAAGCUGCCAUACCCAGUAUGGACACCCCCACAUCUCUUACAUCUUCAGACAGACACAACCUACCCCUGAGCAGUGCCUCACGAUUUGCUAGAUUGAAAUUUGAAAAAGAAGAAGAAGCAAGGGAACCAUCUCAUGCUUUGCAUUAAAAAAUAAUGCUCUGAAAUAAGGGAAAAUAUUUAAAAAUAUAUUCCUAAAAGUACUGAGCAGGCACAACUAGCCUAACCUGGAGAAUAAGCCUCAGGAAAAAGAGUUAUUUGAAAGAUUCAGGAUGAAGCUAGUUUUUUGUGAGGGAUUCCAAACAUGAAUAUGUGUGUCUUUGUGAGUGUGCUGAGGAGAGAAGGUUUGCAGAGGAGAGACAGAGGAGACUUUGUGCAUGGUGUUGGCUCUGACACAGCUCAGCCUGUUCACUCUCUCUGUUUUUCAUUUCUGCCUUCACAGGAACAUGCAGUGGCUCCUCAUCCCCACCAUCCUUAUAAUCACUUAUGCUCAACAGGUAAGUUUUCUAGAAAAAAAUCCUCGCCAGAACAAAGGCUGAAACUUUUGUUUUGCUUCUUAAGCAAGUGAAAUUAACUUAAGGGAAUAAAUUGUUUGUGCAUAAUAUUGAGUUGUUCCUACUUGUGGGUGAUUCUUUUUUCUUUUUACAUAAUUUGCAAUUCUAACACAAGGCACUUGAUUAGAUUAUUAUGACAUUAUGCUUUUAUAAAAUUCUUAGAGCAUUUUUUGGGGGAGUCUCUAGAAAUUUUUAUAAAUUAUUUUCUGCUACUAUGUUUAAAGCAAGCAUAUUCCCCCUGUUUAGGUCCCUGUUGUCUUUCAUGGUACAGUCUGCUUGAGUUACAAAUAAAUUGCUUUUAGAAAACUGCUUUAAUUUUAUUAACUAAAUCUAGUCAUUUUUCAUCGACCAAUACAAAUGACCCAAAUUACAUGGAAAUGGGAUUUGUAGAGUACACAAGCAGUUUCUUCCCCAUCCCCAUUUUUGUAUCUAGUUAUUUUCCAUAAUUUUAUUCUUCUUCCUAGCCAUAAAGUCUUUUAGGACUGAUUAUCUCCUUUCCACCUAAUUAAAAAAAGAACAUUGCAAGGUUACUAUUGAUUCCUAUCACAAGUAUUUUGUUCAGUAGUACCUUUGCUGCAAGAAAUUGCUACACAAUUUUCAGUUCUGCACUCCACUGUUUUUACUUGGUGGGAAAUGGUUAAUCUGUCCUAAAAGGCUUUAUGGAUAGAAAGAAAGAUAAAACUGUGGAAAUCAACUUGAUACUGAAAAAGGGGAUUUUUAAAAAACUUGCCUUGUAUUUUGAUAUACUCUGUUUUAUAAUGUUGAUCAUCAUUCUGAUAUUUUGCAUUAAUUGCUUUAUGUUGUUACCUGCUUUGGGAUUCUCUUGGAUAGGAAAGGCAGGUUAUAAAUAAGCAGUGAAAUGAGGAUAGCAGAACUGUUCAAUAUUAGCUGUACACUUUUUCCAGGAUGGUUAACAGAUAAUUUUAGAGUAGAGCAGAACUAGUUUUUCUAAAGAUUACAGAAGUUUGCACUUUGGGGAGUAGAGUGGGGAAAACUAAUAUUUCUGUGUAUGGAGCAUGGCCCCCUGAAAGAUUCCUGCAGCUUGUUUUGUAGGAGUGCCAAUCUGCUGAAUAUGCAUGUACGCAUGUGCUGUUUUUAAAAGAAAUCCUUUGCUGGCAGGCCUUCAUUUUCUUUCCUCUCACUGGAUAUUAUUGAGGCUCUUCCAGCUAUGUGCCCACUGCCCAGUUCUCAAAUAUUUGACUUGUGUGCUGUAUGCACUGCCAUUGGACGCAAGAAUUUACAGAUGCUCCCUUGCGCCUCCAGAAUAGCAUAUCCCGAGUAAGUUGCUCAAGCUCCUGAAUAACGUAAAGUACACAAAUAGUGUCAUCGGUUAGUGACAUGGUGCUGCACCUGUGAACGUUUGCACAGGAAAGGAAAGAAAGGUUCUGAACACCAUUUCCAGCCUCCUCUCCCCAAUGCUAAUAGCAAGCUCAGGGCCCCUGGGCUGGAUUAGGUUACCAGAUUUUUUUCAAUGAAUCUGGGGAUACUUUUCAACUUCCUACUAAAUAGAUGGAUUUUGUCAGGGAACUGAUUUGUAAAUCCGGGGACUCUCCCCGGGAAACGGGGACAUCUGGUAACCUUAGAUUAGGACCACAGUGGGGGCACACAAACAAAGGGUGAAAGCCCUCUACCCCCAUGUCAGGGUCCUGAUCCAAAUCAGGGUCUUCCAAUGCUUGUUGUUCACUUUUAAGAUGUGAUCUACAAUUGCUAACUGUGUGAACAGUUUCGGGUUUAGUUGGUCCUAAAUUACACCUGGCAAUUGAAGCAGGAAGCUGGCUAAACACUGUUAGCCAAGCCCCACAUCGAAAGCUGUUGUUGUAAGGAUACCAGAAUUGCACCAUUUCCUUGAGGAUAUUUAUAGUUGUAUAGUUUCUGUGUCACUGUACCAUCUGGGUACAGUGCCAUUUACUUGGCUUGAUGGAGAUGUGUGUGUGUGUGUGUGUGUGUGUGUGUGUGUGUGUGUGUGUGCAUGUAUACAUGGUGUGACUUUUGCCUAGCUAGAAUGUAGACUGCUGUACAAAGGGAGGCAGUCAUACCUGACCAGACUGAAUACAUGCUCGACAAAUGCAUUAUACAAUUUUCUUUAAAAAUGUUUAGGGGUACUCUCAUUUUGACUCAAGAAAAUCACCAUUUUAUAGUUCAAAUCGGGGAAAAUAAAUACAGUAAAUGGCCCAAAAUGGCCCAAAAUACAAAGAUUCACAAAAUGUUUAAAGGUAUGCGUCCCCUGCAUCCCCCCAGAAAAAAGCACUGCGUUAUACAGUACCAAUUAGGACAGUGUUAAACAAGAUUUUCUUUACAAGGGAAAAUACUUUGUUGUUGUAUUGUACAUAAUUGUAGCUUGUCACGAUCUCUUGUGCGAAGGGGAAAUAAAUACAAAUAACAGCAGUGUGUUUGUGUGUAUACACACACAUUUGCCAUUUUUGUUGGAUGUUUUCCAGCUCUCAGGUAAGUCCACCUAUAUGAAAGCUUUCUUGCAGGGUGCAAACCAACAGGCAGAAGCAAGGAAAGGCUGGAGAAAAAUCUGCAGAGGUUCAUCAACGCAGAGAGCUAUGCCACUGGCCCUGCAGAUGCCCAGUGGUACCAACCUGCAGCCCCGGGGUGAGCCUGGUGAAGGAUGGCUGCGGAUGCUGCAAGAUGUGUGCCAAGCAGUCAGGGGAAACAUGUAAUGAAGCUGAGGUCUGUGACCCCCACAAGGGGCUAUACUGCGACUACUCUGCAGAUAAGCCUAGGUAUGAAAAUGGAGUGUGUGCAUGUAAGUCCCUCGUUUUUUCUAUUUUUUAUCACUUGUGUAGUAUGGGAAUAGGGAAUAAAAUGUAACACCAUGAUUUCCAUUGCUUUCUUCAGUUUCACACCCAUUUUCUUUCAAAGGAGAUGCAACCCUAAAUGAUAAUUUAAAAAUGCAUUUUCUUGAUGUCAAUGGGCCUUAAAUUUUUAAGAAAUCUAUUAUUGCUGGUGUUUAACAAUUUGGAAAUUAUAUCUCUAAAUUGGACUCUGCUAACCGUUAGGAACUCAGGCACCCACAGAGAGCUUUGGAAAGGAAUCUUGUGGCGUUGCCCUUUUAUAGCAGAUUUUUGGGAAACAGCAAAUAAAAUAAUGGUUGCAGCAACUGUGAUAUUAUAUCCUGCUGUCAUAGUCAAUGGUUAUACUACAGUAGGUGCAAAAUCUUAAGCAGUCUGAAUUGUGGAUUUUUAAUACAGUAGUCAGUCAAUUUAUAUAUGCAAAAUAAGUAUAUGUAGUUAUUUGAAUACUCCAAAGGACCCAUAAAAGCUAAACUCUACUGUUAUUAACAAAUGUCGCCUAGGAAAUUUUACUUUCCAUUUGUCUAGGACAGACCUCUUACAGGGAUCCACAUAGGUUUACUUGGUUUUUUUCUUCACUAUUCCCAGAUAUGAUAGCAGUGGGUUGUGAGCUCAAUGGGGUGCACUAUGGCAAUGGCCACAACUUCCAGCCCACUCCUCUUUACAAAUGUCUGUGUGUGAACGGUGCAAUUGGAUGUACACCUGUCUUCAUCUCAAAGCCAGCACCUAAUGAAUGUGCAGCACCGAAGAGCAGAAAGAAAUCUGGACAAUCCAAAUGUGUUUCAGGACAGCAGGAGCAGCAGUCAACCAGUUACAGAUUAAUGUCAGGUAGGCAAGCCUAGACUGAUACCUUCUUCAUGAUAGAUAUAUUUUUUUAAAGAGGUGUUUCCUUAUUAUUUGAGGCAGAUAAAGUUAUUUGCAUUUCCCCUUUUUAAAUAGGUAACAGAAACUUCUGGUACUUGUAGGGCAGCUUUAUAAUUUAAUUUAUAAUUGUUAGAUUGGGGUAGAGUAGGUGCUUGUUUCUUCUUGUAGGUCACUGUUAGGUUCCGGGGCAGGAUUGGGAAACCGUCUUUGUGUCGAGAGCCUCAGAGGUAAUCUUUUGGGGGCUCUGUGCCAGAGCCACAACUUUAGUUCUGCCACUCCUUUUUCUCUCUUUAUGCCCCUUUCUCUCUCUCCCCUCUCCACUGCCAGAAAGAAUGGGAACAGCUUGCUUUGGGAGAACUGUCCCCCCCCACCUCCUUCCAUGACUCCAUUUGUUUGACUCCAUUCUUCCCUCUUAUCACCCCAACCACAUGAAGUUACACCGAGGGCCACAUGCAGGAUCCAGAAUGCAAGUUCCCCACUCCUGCGAUAAGGAUGGGAUUUCUCCCUUUGUUUUAAAUUGUAGGCCUUCCAGAUUUUUCAGCUACAUUAUCAAUAUAGUCAGAAGUACACCAGCCAACCUAGGGGUCCAAAACAAAAUGACUCAUGUAACAUAGAAAAGCUUUUCAGAAGAUAGCAACACUCAUUGGCCGUAGAACAUGCCCUGUAAUGUUGCUUGCAGGAUAUUAGGGCAAGACUAGGUAGCAACUAGAGAAAAGUUGAAAAAGGCAGAUUAGACAAAACAAACAGUUGCAAUCUUACUUCUAUGAAAAUGCUGAGAACCUACAAAACAAUCCAAGCAGCUUAUGAUUUAUACACUAUUAAUGCAUGGUUUGCAUGCUCUCACAAUUAAUUUUGAAAACUAAGGGUUUUUUCCUUCCGUAUCUUGCCGAACAAGCUUAAUUUUAAUAUUUUACUAUCUUUCCUUCUUUUUGCAUGCACUGCCCUAGUUAACAAAUCCCUGUUGUAAAAGCAAUGAAAUUAUUUUAUGUACAACAAAUAUAUAUAUAAACCCACAGCUUUGUAACCUUGCUUUAUUUAUUUCAGAUCUGUGCCAGGCUUUUAAAUUUGCUUCCUGCGCUGUGAUUUUUAAGCUGCUGCUGCUUACUUCCCAGGUACCCUCAUAUAUCUGCUCUGUCCUCUUAAACUGUGCACAUUUCAAAUCUGGUCAGUCAUCCUGUAGAACUCCCAUCAUCAGGAUUUGCUAUGUGGAGAUUGUAAAGAGCAGGUUUAAGAUAUAUAGCUAUUAAUGCUCCGACUCUUUGGAAUGUAGGGAUAAAAGCCCUCCACCCCAAUCCUCUUAAAGAAAACUAAAUUGAUACAGAACUUUCAGCAUAUGUAUGUUGAUAAAGCCUGGCCUAGGUGCCCCAUAUCCACUUUAACACAGGUAUUUCACAUAGCCAGUCUAUUUUGUAAGAACUCUUUCAGGAAAAUGUCUUGCUUUCUAGGGCAGACUUGAGAGUCAUGGCAUUAAGAAACAAACAAGCAGCAUUACCAGGAUAUAAAGUCAAAUCUUUGGAGACUGAGGUGCUAAAUUCCUAUAAAAGUUAAUUGAAUAUGUGGCAGCUAUUUCUUAAAAUCUAAACCCAAUUUCUGUAAUUUAAGCAAGUAAAAUCCAAAAGGUGAUCCUGGUAACCUGGCAUGCUUAAUUUCUCAUGUUCCAUGCUAUUUUUGGGUUGCCUUAGUAGAACUGAUCUGAAUUAAAUGGCUUAAAAAUAUUUGGCUCAAGAUGUAAUAUAAUUCUGUCUUCUAGCUUUCAGAAGUGUGCCGCUUGUUUUAA
Molecule: messenger RNA, 12358 nt
Organism: Podarcis lilfordi (Lilford's wall lizard)
Lineage: Eukaryota; Metazoa; Chordata; Lepidosauria; Squamata; Lacertidae
Source: the annotation of a GenBank genome assembly